UGCAAACCUACGUAGUGUGGCAACGCCGCAUGUGCUAUCAGCACCGGUCAUAUGAAUAAGAAGAAGAAUUGGUUUGUUUACAAAAAGCGGCAAGCAAAAUGGGAAAGCACAGGACACUGCAGCAGGAUGCGAUUUUCCUUAAGUUCAUGCAGAGUCACAAGGACUUCGCAAGGGGUUCCUCUCGUGGCAACCGGCUGGAAACGAAUGAGGCCUGGGCCAGUCUUUCCCAGGCUCUCAAUGCCUGUGGCCCGCCAUGUAAGUCUGAAGAGGGUUGGCGCCGCGUCUGGAAGGACUGGAAGUGCACCAUCAAGAAGAAGUCCAUCGAUAAGGGCUGGCCACACAAACAUGAACCAAUGUCCUCUACGGAAGAAGCCCUCGCUGCCAUCCUGCAGUUUAAUAAGUUAACAGCAGAUCAACCAGAUAACAAUUCACCUGAUCUAGAAUUGAGGAACGGUUCCUCACCCCAGUUCGCCGUGCAGAAGGUGUGGGAGGGGGAUUGCGAGGAUCCUAACACCUCGGUUAGACCUAGGAAGAAGAUUAAAAUUGACUCCAGACGCAGUACUAGCUCAAGUGAGGCCUCAGGCUACAGGGAGCUAAGCUACAGGGCCUCAGAAAGCAGCAAAGACAUAGAAGAUGAAUUGACAGACGAGGAGUACGCCGACGAUCCUUUACAUGAAAGACUUCUUACGAGGGACAAGAUCAGUGAAAGACCUAUCAAGCGUAAGACAGAUAAAACCAGCUUAAGGACUCCAACGGAAGAGACUUCAUAUGAUAGUUCAGAAGAUGCUGCAUCUCUAAAGGAAAUUGCCGGGCAGCUACGCGCACUGAAUGAAACGACAAGGUCUGCAACAAAGUCAAUUAUGUCUAUGGCAGCCAGAAUGUGCGAUUUGAUGGAAAGGGGAUUGGAGGAGCGACAACAGCACAAUGCCUUACUCAAGAAACUGUUGUAUAACAGAAAAUGAAACAAAUUUAUUUGUAUACAUAUUGCUUUACUACCUUUGCAAACUAUAGACAAUCAAUAUAAGUUAUGUUGGUUCACAACAA
Molecule: messenger RNA, 1044 nt
Organism: Drosophila biarmipes
Lineage: Eukaryota; Metazoa; Arthropoda; Insecta; Diptera; Drosophilidae
Exons: 3
Coding region: 99-962 (287 amino acids)
Source: RefSeq, a predicted model, not a curated record